Molecule: messenger RNA, 360 nt
Organism: Dibothriocephalus latus
Lineage: Eukaryota; Metazoa; Platyhelminthes; Cestoda; Diphyllobothriidea; Diphyllobothriidae
Source: the annotation of a GenBank genome assembly
GGCUUCGAUCGCCUCUCGCGUCUCGAGAUCUCCGUUGCCAGUACCUCUGCUGCUGCUGCCAGCGCCACUGCCUCCACCACCGCCACCGCUACCCCAACUACAGCUUCCACCUCGGCGGAUCACCCGAUGACUGAUUCAACGUCCUCUUCCGCCGUGAUUACCGCAGAGCAGGGUCGUCUUGACACCGAUCUGCGAUCAGCCUCUCUGGCCAGCGUCAAUCGGUUGGAUCCAACAGCCUCCUAUGCUGCUAUAGCAGCAGCAGAUGGUGAGGACAGAAGCGUCCGCUCGGAGUGUCUGUACGCCUCACCAAUACACUUGAGGAAAGGUACGUUCAAGCAUAUUUGCAUUUAUCUGUUAUAA